This is a messenger RNA of Oryza sativa Japonica Group (Japanese rice), 1016 nucleotides long. RefSeq lists its product as uncharacterized. The record is from RefSeq and is a predicted model, not a curated record. NCBI's taxonomy places the organism in Eukaryota, Viridiplantae, Streptophyta, Magnoliopsida, Poales, Poaceae.
UGAGACUGCAGGUAGGACACUUGUACUCAACCAUUAAUCCUCUGCAGCAAAAGAAAAAAAAAAGGUGCAUAUCAACAUGGCCAAGCGGCAGCAGGAAGGAAGAUUGAGAAGAGAUAAAUAGGCUUGGAAGGUAGAGGAGUUGUUAGCUUAGGGUAGCUACUGCUAGUUCCUACACAUUGCUCGCUGCGGUAAGGUUAGCAUUGGUUGGUGAGAGAGAGAGAGAGAGAGAGAGGUUGCAGCUAGCAGCAGAGAAGCACCUGCAGAGGCGAGAGGCAUGGAGUGCGGCGGCGGCGGCAGGGAGCAGCAGAUGCAGAUCGUGUGCGUGCGGGGCGGCGGCGGCGGCGGCGGCGGCGGCGGCGGCGAGGAGGAUGGGUCGUCGGAGUGGGACCAGUCGUCGUCGCGGUCGGCGCUGUCGCUGUUCAAGGAGAAGGAGGAGGAGAUCGAGCGGAAGAAGCUGGAGGUGCGGGAGAAGGUGUUCUCCAUGCUCGGCCGGGUCGAGGAGGAGACCAAGCGCCUCGCCUUCAUCCGCCAGGAGCUGGAGGUGAUGUCGGAUCCGACGCGGCGGGAGGUGGAGACGAUACGGAAGCGCAUCGACAAGGUGAACCGCCAGCUCAAGCCGCUCGGCAAGAACUGCCUCAAGAAGGAGAAGGAAUACAAGGCGUGCCUAGAGGCUUACAACGAGAAGAGCAACGAGAAAGCAACGCUUGUGAACAGGUUGAUGGAGCUUGUGGGCGAGAGCGAGCAGCUGCGGAUGAAGAAGCUCGAAGAGCUGAACAAAACGGUAGAGUCCCUCUACUAGACUUGGGCUUUUGGGGGCCCAUGGCUGCCACCACAAAGAGCUUGUUUGCAGUGUGCAAUUUCUUCUUUUUUUUUAUGACACGAGGAUGAGCCAAAUUUGUGUGACCUCACAUGUGUCGUCGCGUUUGAUAUAGCUGAUGGGAUCACGAGUUUAUCUAUUCUGUAUGGUUCAGUUUAAUUGCAACGUCAUUGUCAAGAGAAAUCCUUUUUUUUCCCAA